Messenger RNA from Acanthosepion pharaonis, 771 nucleotides. Lineage: Eukaryota; Metazoa; Mollusca; Cephalopoda; Sepiida; Sepiidae. The record is from the annotation of a GenBank genome assembly.
AUGUAUUUAUCACAUAUUUCAUAUCUAUCUAUCUAUCUAUCUAUCUAUCUAUCUAUCUAUCUAUCUAUCUAUCAAAUUCUUUUCAUAUCUAUCUAUCUAAUUAUAGACUGUAAUAUUUUAAUCUAUCUAUCUAUCUAUCUAUCUAUCUAUCUCACCGGCAAAGUUUUUAUUACUGGUAAUAUUUUUUAUCUAUCUAUCUAUCUAUCUAUCUAUCUAUCUAUCUAUCUAUCUAUUUCAUUUCUUUCUUUCUUUUUUCUUUCUUUUUUUCUUUCUUUCUUUGUCCCGUCAUUUACGUUCUUUCUUUUUUCAUUUUUUACUCUUAAUUUCUUUUUUUUAUCUUUCUUCCUUCCUUCCUUUAUUUCUUUCUUUAUUUCCUUUUCUAUUUUUUAUUUAAUUUUCGUUUGUGUUUCUUUCUUUCAUUCUUUCUUUCUUUCAUUCUUUCUUUCUUUCUUUCUUUCAUUUUUUUCUUUCUUUCUUUCUUUUUCUUUCUUUCUUUCUUUCUUUCUCAUCAUUAUUCCUAUUCGCACGUCCUUCCUUCCUUUCCUCUUGUAUCAGGAUUCGUUCCUUCCUCUGUUUAGUCCUUUCUUUUCUCCAUUAUUACUCUUCUUCCUUUUCUUUCUUCUUUUGUCUCCGCCUUUUUCUACACCUUUCACCCAUUUCCGCGCCCCCCGUUCCUUCAAUUUUGGCUUCCUCCAUUUCCUUCUUUCUUCCGAAUUCCUGCAUUCUGUCAGAUGUUCACCGAUUCUCCUCAUAUCCGACCAAAUCACAUGA